UAGAUUCGAAUGUUGCAACAGUGACUGUAACUAUUAAUGGUGUAAAUGAUGCAGCGACAAUUAUCAGUGCCGAUGACAAUGGCGCGGUAAUUGAAGAUUUUGCAGUUAGUGCUGGUAAUUUAAGUGACUUUGGUUUUAUUCACUUCGAUGAUAUCGAGUUAGGUAAUGAUCAUACCGUUAGUGUGGUGGCAGAUAGUGGCAACAUUUUAGGUGGUACGUUAACUGCGGUCAUUACUGAUUCUGCAAUAGCCGCGGGUGAUGGUACUGUUAAAUGGACUUAUACUUUAUCAAAUACUACGGCACAGCAAGCAGCUGCACAUACUUAUCCUGAGUCAUUCACUAUUUUAAUUGAUGACGGUCAUGGUGGUAUUACAAGUCAAAUCGUAACAGUUGGUGUACAUGGACGUAAUGAUGCUCCAAUUGCAGUAGAUGAUAACGAGAUAGCUGCUGAAGAUAGUAUUGUUCUUUCAAGUAAUGUGCUAACCAAUGAUUUAGAUGUAGAUUUGGGUACUGUUUUACAAGUAAACCAAAUCUACACGGGUAAUAUUGAGGGUGCAGGGACUUUAGGUAGCAUUGGAACGGCUUUGGUUGGUCUAUAUGGUAGCCUUACUCUUAAUAGUAAUGGUACUUACUCAUAUGUUUUAAAUAAUACAAAUCCUUUGGUGAAUAGUCUAGCGGUUGGCGAGACACUAACAGAGUCGUUUAAUUAUCGUGUUACAGAUGGUUUAAGUUCUGAUCGAGCUGUACUUAAUAUUACGAUUGAAGGUAGCAAUGAUGCACCUACGGUUGUUGCUGCACUGGCGACGACAGUUGCGGAAAAUGAUCCAGCUUCAACUGUAGAUUUAUUGAGUGGCGCAAGUGAUGUUGAUCAUGGUGAAACAGCAACUCUAAGUAUCAUUAACAUUACAUAUAGUCUUGAUGGCGGUGCAAGUGGUACAUCACUACCAGAUGGUGUUAGCUUAAGUGGUUAUGAUUUAACUAUUGACCCAACUCAUAUAGCCUUUGAUCAUUUAGCUAUUGGCGAACAAACAGUUAUCCAAGUUGGCUACGAUAUUCAGGAUAUACAUGGUGCUAUCGUGCAUCAAACUGCAAGCAUAACAGUUACAGGGACAAAUGACGCUCCUACUGUAAGUGCAGCUGAUGUGAAUGGGGUUGUGAUCGAAGAUUUCGCUAUUAGCGCUGGUAAUCUGAAUGACUUCGGCUUAAUUACCUUUGAUGAUGUUGAUCUUAGUGAUAGUCAUAGCGUUAGUAUUAGUCCUGAUAGUGGAAAUAGUUUAGGUGGAAUACUAACCGCAACAGUUGUUGAUCCAGCAACUGGGCUUGGUAAUGGUAGUAUUCAAUGGAACUACAGUGUAAACAAUAGUUUGACACAAGCAUUAGGUAUCGAUGAUGUCGUGUAUGAGACAUUUACAGUUACUGUUAGCGAUCAGCAUGGUGGUACAGUCGACCAAGUAAUCACAAUUGCGAUUACGGGUAAUAAUGAUGCUCCAACUAUUACAAGUGGUAGUAUUGUGAGUAUUGAUGAAGGUGCAGCUAGCGCGGGUGCAGUAGUUUAUACGACUGUAGCAACUGAUAUAGAUCAAAAUGAUGUUAUAACGAGCUAUAGUUUGAGUGGUAUUGAUGCAGCAGCAUUCUCUAUUGAUGCAAAUGGUGUCGUGACUUUAAAUACAGCAGCAGACUAUGAAACAAAAUCUAGUUAUAGCUUUGAUAUUACUGUUACGGAUAAUGCUGGUGGAAGCACGACACAAACGAUUACGUUGAAUGUAAAUGAUAUUGAUGGGACUUCUAUCGUUGGUACUCCUAGUCAAGAUACGUACACUCUUAAUUUAGAUACUGCCGCUCCAGGUGAAGAACUUCCUUAUAAAGUAGAUCUUAAAGAAAGCUUGGAUUACUUAAAUGUCAAUACAAGUGCUAGCCAAAUCCGUAUUACUUUGACAGGUAGCGAAGUAGGAAAUGGUUCUGCUCUUGAUAGCAACAGCACACCUUCUCAAGAUGGUGGAUUAGCAGUUCGAAUCCAAGCUGAAGAUGGUACGGAUGGAUUAACUGGAAAUGCAAGUCGUAGUGAUGAUGAAGGGAUUGUAAUUACAGCAUCUGUUGGAACGACAUUUGAUGUCCGUGAUCUGACUACAGGAACUGAAUAUGGUGAUCAAUUCACUGGUAUUGUUCUUGGUUCAUCAUCAGGCGAUAACCUAGACUUUUCAUCAUCGGGUGGUCAGCUAUAUAUAAAUGGCGGUCAGGGUAAUGACUCCAUUAUUGGUGGUUUAGGUGCGGAUACAUUGAUUGGUGGUGCAGGUACUGAUGAGCUAUAUGGUGGUUUGGGAGAUGAUACUCUUAUCAUUACAGCAGUUACCGAUUUAGAGGCUGGUGAGAGCUAUGAUGGUGGGGAUGGUACAGAUACUUUAGUUAUUGAUCCACACGCCAAUUUCAAUUUUGAUUUGCGUACGAUUAAUUUAAAUAGUGUUGAAGCUCUAACAUUGAAAGAACCGAUUGUUAAUGGUACUUCAACAAUUAUUGUAAACUCAUCUCAGUUGAAUGCUGGAAAUUUCACUACAGUGAAUGGUACUGAUCGUGCAGAUGUAGCUGAACGAUAUGAAAUUCACUUGGAUACCCAGAAUUUAAAUUUAUCAGCAACAACCUUCAAUAAUUUUAAUAAUCCGCUUGAUAGCAUUGUUAUUUACGGUAACAGCAGUGAUAACUCAAUUGUUGGUAGUAAUCUUAAUGAUUCAAUUAUCACUGGUGAAGGAAAUGAUACCUUAAAUGGUGGGGCUGGCGCAGAUACAUUAAUUGGUGGUUUAGGGAAUGAUACUUAUAUCAUUGAAAAUUCUGGUGAUGUUGUAACUGAACUACUUAAUGAAGGGGUUGACCGAGUAUUUUCAAAUAUUACUUAUACAUUAGGAAGUAAUCUCGAAAAUCUAAUUUUAUAUGGCACAUUAAACAUUAAUGGAACGGGUAAUGAGUUAGACAACUCGUUGCUUGGUAAUGCUGGAGCUAACAUUUUAGAUGGUGGUGCUGGUAAUGAUACCCUAGAUGGUGGCGCUGGUGCUGAUACCUUAAUUGGUGGUCUUGGCAGUGAUACUUAUAUUGUUGAUAAUAUUGGAGACGUAGUAUCUGAACAAGUAGGUCAAGGAUUAGAUCGAGUCUUUGCGAGCGUAAGUUAUGCUUUAAGCGCUAAUGUAGAAAACUUAAUCUUGUCAGGUACUGCUAAUAUUAACGGUACAGGUAAUGACUUAGCUAACUCAAUACUUGGUAAUGCAGGUAAUAAUAUUUUAUCUGGUGGUUUGGGCGAUGAUACGUUGGAUGGUGGUGCUGGUGUAGACACCUUACUUGGUGGUCUCGGAAAUGAUAACUACUAUGUUGAUAACACUAAUGAUGUAGUUAGCGAGUUUGCUGGAGAGGGCGUUGAUCGUGUUUACGCUACAGCUAGCUAUACUUUAAGUGCAAAUGUUGAAAGUCUGAUUCUAUUGGGUACAUCAAGCAUUAACGGAACAGGUAAUGAUUUAGCCAAUACUUUAGUUGGUAACUCAUUAAGUAAUAUUCUAGAUGGUGCUGCUGGUGAUGACAGUCUAGACGGUGGUGCAGGUAAUGAUACGCUAUAUGGUGGUCUAGGCAAUGACGCUCUAUUUGGCGGCUUAGGCAAUGACUUACUUUAUGGUGGUAUAGGUAAUGAUAGUCUAGACGGUGGUGCCGGGGUUGAUACUCUGGUUGGUGGUUUAGGCAAUGACACCUAUUAUGUAGAUAAUAUUAAUGAUGUUGUUACUGAACAAGUAAAUGAAGGUACUGACCGUGUCUUCGCAAGUGUUAAUCAUACUUUAGCUGCAAAUGUUGAAGAUCUUAUUCUCGCAGGAACAGCUAAUCUUAACGGCACAG
This is a messenger RNA of Contarinia nasturtii (swede midge), 3867 nucleotides long. Its product is annotated as alginate lyase 7-like. Gene Ontology annotation, cellular component: membrane. The transcript has a single exon. The annotation marks the transcript as partial. Gene Ontology annotation, biological process: homophilic cell-cell adhesion. The record is from RefSeq and is a predicted model, not a curated record. NCBI's taxonomy places the organism in Eukaryota, Metazoa, Arthropoda, Insecta, Diptera, Cecidomyiidae. Gene Ontology annotation, molecular function: calcium ion binding.